This is a messenger RNA of Plodia interpunctella (Indianmeal moth), 860 nucleotides long. RefSeq names its product large ribosomal subunit protein eL15 (gene RpL15). Gene Ontology annotation, cellular component: cytosolic large ribosomal subunit; ribosome. The transcript is spliced from 5 exons. The record is from RefSeq and is a predicted model, not a curated record. NCBI's taxonomy places the organism in Eukaryota, Metazoa, Arthropoda, Insecta, Lepidoptera, Pyralidae. Gene Ontology annotation, biological process: cytoplasmic translation. The coding region runs from base 156 to 770 and encodes 204 amino acids. Gene Ontology annotation, molecular function: RNA binding; structural constituent of ribosome.
UUUUUUGCUUUGCUUGCCAAGUAUUUUGAGCGAGCAAUAAAAAAUAAUAUUUGUAUAUAUUGCAACACCAGGCCAAGUGUCACUGUCACAAAUUAAAACAUUCUUUUCCGGUUUGCUUGUGGAGAUUGAGAGACGUCUGCCACAGGCUCGCCAAGAUGGGCGCGUACAGAUAUAUUCAGGAAUUGUACCGAAAAAAAUUGAGCGAUGUUAUGCGCUUCCUCUUACGUGUAAGAGUAUGGCAGUACCGACAGUUGACUCGCAUGCAUCGUGCUCCCAGGCCUACUAGGCCUGACAAAGCAAGGAGAUUGGGAUACCGCGCCAAGCAAGGUUAUGUUAUCUUCAGAAUCCGCGUGCGCCGUGGAGGUCGUAAACGCCCGGUCGCCAAGGGAGCUACCUAUGGCAAACCUAAAAGCCAUGGAGUGAACCAAUUGAAGCCCACACGGAACUUGCAAUCUAUUGCUGAGGAGCGUGUUGGUCGUCGCUGCGGAGGUCUCCGUGUACUCAACUCAUACUGGGUAGCUCAGGAUUCUUCCUACAAAUACUUUGAAGUAAUUCUGGUUGAUCCAUCACACAAGGCCAUCCGUCGUGAUCCCAAGAUCAACUGGAUUGUGAAUGCCGUUCACAAGCACCGUGAGAUGCGUGGUCUGACAUCUGCUGGGAGGAGCUCCCGCGGUUUGGGCAAGGGCCACCGCUUCUCGCAAACCAAGGGAGGCUCCCGCCGCGCCGCCUGGAUCAGACGCAACACCCUACAGCUGCGUCGCAAGCGAUAAACUUAGGGUGCUAUACAUCAUUGACUUUCUAUUUGAUUUUGGUUGUCAAAUGGAAAGCCACUGGUUUUUACUAAUAAACAACAACACUAA